AACUAUAUAGCAAGAAGUAGACGGUAUAACAGUGUUCAUAAUAAUCAAAACAAGACAAAAUCGACAAUAAUAAUAGAAUAAUAAAUUAAUAACUGCUAUAACACACGAAGAGAUCGAUAAACAAGAUAGAUAAGUAGUCCUAACGCAUAUAUAUAUAUAUAUAUAUAAAUUAAAUGAUCUUAACAAACUCACAAAACGAUAUACAUCCUUUUUCUUAACUUCUGCAUCAUUAUGUGAAAGAGAAUCAGAAUUAUAGUAAAUAAUUAACAUUUUCAGAGGUAAACACCUUCAAUAAAGAAGUACAAAUGGUAUCAUCUUUUGCGGAUCCAUCUUCAAUAUCAUGGCGACAGAGCAGAACUGUUGCAACGAUUGUAAAUAGCUCUUCGCUCACUCAUUUAUAUCUAUGAUCGCGAGUUAAUGCUUAUUAAAAGUUGUUUAGUUCUUACCAUAUUAAUAAUAAAAAGGUGUCACGACGGUAGAAUAUCUUAUCUCGGUUUCGCACUAUGAAGCUCAUUAUUAAUCAUUAUUCAUUAUUAUCAUCAGUGUUAUUGCGUCUUAUCAGAGCGACCGUUCUUACAUUAUCUACCUGUAAUAAAUUCGUUCCGGUCUCCACCGUUUUAUGGUCAAUAGGCCUUUACCAAGAAUACUAAUACUGAAUAUUUUCGAGCAUUGUUGAAAACACGGGUGCGCCCAGUAGAUUCGUAUAGCUAUCCCGACAUCCAUUAUUUACAAUAGCAGGUUACGGGUAGUGAUCCGAGUACAACAUCAGCUAAAAUCUUUUAAAUUGCAAUUGGGUUAAAUAAGCUACAGUGAAAUAGGUUAGAAAAGACAUGUCUGAGCCAUUUAAGAUUACAUUGUAAUUAUUACUUCGCACGUGUAACGUUCAGCCAAAUCUGAAGCCAGGACCGCUAAAGCCAAGCUAUGGUAUCUCGAUGCUUUAUUUGGAUCUUUGUUGGACACCGCUUGCCUUAGGGGCAAAUCUCUGUCUUGCUCUUUUGUAUCCAGUAAUGCAGUCAGUCCAUAGCUGCUUCAAGCAAUGAUUAUUUCGACCUUGUGAUUAAAAUCGUGUGUUUAAAGAUAGUUACUCUGAACUUCCAGUCCUUGUAGGCUAGACUCUUCCGUGCGGCGUCGACACAUCCGAGCAUUAUUGUUAAACCUCGGAAUAAUUCUGCCAGCACCGUGCCGAGUAGAGAUCGUGUUGUGCUUUAGCUACCAUGGAUCUUCAGUUCCGAUGACCUUAUUCUCUUCAUGAAAAAAAAUAAAAAGUCAACACUUGACUUAAGAUUUGAAGAAUGUUUCGUAAAUCUCGAAAUGCUGGCCGGAAGCUUGGGAGUGACAUGGCGGGGCUCGGUCGUAUGAAUCUUGCUGGUCUGGGUCUCAUGGAUAUCAAUGAUCUGAAUUUCGAUAGUAAAGAUGAUGACGAUAUCGAUGAAAGAGACCUAGAGGCGGAACUAAAUGCUCUUAUGUCCGGUAAACGCCACAAAAAGCGCGAAGAAUCAACACAGAAGAGAGCCCCAAUGGAUCUGGACUCAAUAAAGGCGAUGGCAAAUGCUGCAAUAAUGGACGAUAUAAGUAAUGAUGAUGUCGAUCUAGAAGGCAUUGAGAAUGAUGAAGAAUUGCUAGCCGAAUUGAACGAGUUAAAUGAUAGUCAAGAUGAAGAUGAUGUUGCCCAAGAAACUCCUCAGUCAAUCUCUCCAAUGUCGACUCCAGCUCUUCGACCGCAAAACGUACCUAUCGAAACGGCUUCGAUAUUAUCUUCAAAAAGUACACCAAGUCCAAUGGACAUUACUGACGUGCUUUCUAAUCGUCUCAAGAACUACCGAGUUGCCGAAGAAGCCUCAAAAAAAAUCGGCGACAGUAGCAAAGUUCGCAGGUUUUCCCGGGCUAUCAAAACCCUUGAAGGACAACUAAGACAGGCACAGCUUGGGAAGGUUAUCCCAGAAGCUGAUAUCCCACCUCCCGUGGCUGUUCCUAAAGCAUCACCUGAAUGUUGUAAAGAGGAGCGUGUCGGAAAACCAGAAGAUCAGCUGCCCGAGGGUGGAGCGGGUUCAUAUAAUAAAACACAAGAAGCUGUGCCACUACCAAAUCUACAAACAUCGGGAACAUACCCUCCACCGUAUAUAGCAACUGUUCUUGAUGAUCUUGACGAUACUGAUGAUAUCGAAAGGACUGAGCAGGUUUCAUCAAAUGACCCGCAAGCUUCAAAGUCAUUUCGAGAAGCUCCAAUGUCACCACCAAGCAGAUCAGCUUCAGGUCCACCACAAUUAAAGCUUCCGCAGAAGCUGGCCGCACCUACUCCAUCCGUGUCAGUACCGGUUGCCUCAGACGGGAGUUCAUUAACGCAAGAAGAUUUGCUUACCACACGUCGUAAUCAGUAUCGUCAAGCGGCUUUAAUGGCUAAGCAAAAGGGAGAUAAAGAAUUGGCCAUCAAGUAUCUGCGUACAGUAAAGCAAUUCGAUGUAGUACUUCAGGCAUUACUAGAAGGAAAACCGAUUGAACUUUCAAAAAUGCCGCCCCCUCCCCCUGGAAUGAUUUGUCCGGCAACACCUAUAAGCUCAAUACCUCUUCAAUCAACAGCACAGGAGGAGAUACCAGACUUUAUUGACAUGAACUCGAAGACCGAUCCAGCUAUGUACAAUGCCCCACCGCAGGCACAAACUGUGUUGGGUGCCCUGGAACAGAGACUAGCGAAGUACCAGGAGGCUGAAGCACAAGCAAAAGAUAAGGGCGAUUCUAGUAGGGCAAGGCGCCUUGGACGCAUUGUCAAGGACUAUGAGACGACCAUAAAAGCUCAUAAAGCAGGAAAAAAAGUUAACUUCGAAGACCUUCCAGUGCCUCCUGGGUUUGGCCCUAUACCUAGCGAAACGGCUACUGGACAAAAAGUUUCAGCAUCGGUGAACAAAAGUCAAUCCUCAUUAACUUCACCAUACAGCAGCGCUCAGACCUACACCCUUCCAACGCCAUCAGCAUCAAUGUCCGCAGCUCCGUCUCCACCUAAACAAUGCGUAAAGCGACAGAUGUCUACAACUAUUGAAAAACAGAAGCAAUUUUUGCUCGAACGCCAGCGGUUGUUUAAGGAAGCUGCAAAGGGGGCACUUAAGAACGGUGCCAGUAAGGAACAAGCGAUGGAGUAUGUACGAAUGAUGAAAGGUAUAGAACCGAUGCUUCAGGCCACUGAACUCGGCCUACCGGUUGACCUCAGUUCUAUCCCCGUUCCACCGCAACUACAGCAGGAUUUUGUUGUCGUGGAUAAAGAAGACUGCGACUUUCAAUUGUCAGGAGAUAGCGAAGAAUUAUACAGGACACUUGAAGUAGAUCUGGAAGAACAGUAUGAAACAUGCAUGACAAAUCAAGAGCAUUUUUUCAAACUGGGGGACGUGGGAUCUGGCACGAAGUUUGAAAAACUCGCUCAGGAUACACGCCGGGACAUAAGCGUACUCAAAGCAUCUUGGAAGAGAGGCGAGCCUGUGCCCAGUUUCCGCUACGAAGAUCGAGUGUUCACCAUCGUCAGACACAAUCAUGAUGUGCCUGAGAACGUAAUGCAAGUCUCGGUUAUUCGCGGUAUAACAUUACCCGGUAAACCCAACGAAUUGGAUACCUACGUCAAGAUUGAUUUUGCGUAUCCGGCCGAUGCUCCUCAAAGUCAGAGGUGUUCGACAGUGAAGGAUACGACGAAUCCUGAUUACAAUUUUACUGGCUCUUUUGAAGUAGCCCGCAAGUCCCGAACCUUCAUCCGAGCCUUAAAACGAGUACAGUUAAAAAUUGAGAUUUGGUCAAAACGAGGUUUUCUGCGAGCAGACGGACUCCUUGGCGCAGCUUCAAUCAGGCUGGCGGACUUAGAGACAAAAUGUGAUCUACAUGAGGUGUUUCCCGUAAUGGAUGGGCGACGCGAUACAGGCGGAAAACUGGAGGUCAAAAUCCGAGUAAGUGAACCCUUUACUGCAAAGCAGGUUGAGGAAAUCAAGAGGAGAUGGCUUAUCAUUGGAAAGUAGUCGACAUGUAGCCGUUA
Molecule: messenger RNA, 4009 nt
Organism: Varroa destructor (honeybee mite)
Lineage: Eukaryota; Metazoa; Arthropoda; Arachnida; Mesostigmata; Varroidae
Gene: l(2)gd1
Product: lethal (2) giant discs 1
Molecular function (GO): DNA-binding transcription repressor activity, RNA polymerase II-specific
Source: RefSeq, a predicted model, not a curated record